AUGUCGCAGCCACGCGCCGCCGCUGCGCGACACCUGAGCGCCGGGGUUACUGCCCCCCAACCCGAGCGCAGGCUGCGGCUGCUGUGCUGCCUGGCACUGGGACACUCACGCCCGCCCCGCCAGCUUCAAGUACAGAACAAGAAGGGAGCGCAUCCGAGAGCCCUGUCCCUGGCUAUCGGGCACCAGUACUCCUCCCUGGGCACACAGCCCAUCCUCUGUGCCAGCAUCCCUGGCCUAGUGCCCAAGCAGCUGCGCUUCUGCCGGAACUAUGUGGAGAUCAUGCCCAGUGUGGCGGAAGGUGUCAAGAUAGGCAUCCAGGAGUGCCAGCACCAGUUCCGUGGCCGCAGAUGGAACUGCACAACUGUCAACAAUAGCCUGGCCAUCUUUGGGCCCGUGCUGGACAAAGCCACUCGGGAGUCAGCCUUCGUCCAUGCCAUUGCCUCAGCUGGUGUGGCCUUUGCAGUAACCCGUUCCUGCGCCGAAGGCUCUGCUGCCAUCUGUGGCUGCAGUGGCCGUCACCAGGGCUCACCGGGUGAGGGCUGGAAGUGGGGCGGCUGCAGUGAAGACAUCGAGUUUGGUGGGAUGGUGUCUCGGGAGUUCGCGGAUGCGAGGGAGAACCGACCUGAUGCCCGCUCAGCCAUGAACCGCCACAACAAUGAGGCUGGGCGCCAGGCCAUCGCCAGCCACAUGCACCUCAAGUGCAAGUGCCACGGGUUGUCGGGCAGCUGCGAGGUGAAGACCUGCUGGUGGUCGCAGCCCGACUUCCGCACCAUUGGUGACUUCCUCAAGGACAAGUACGACAGCGCCUCGGAAAUGGUGGUGGAGAAGCACCGUGAGUCCCGCGGCUGGGUGGAGACCCUACGGCCGCGCUACAACUAUUUCAAGGUGCCCACGGAACGCGACCUGGUCUACUACGAGACUUCACCUAACUUCUGCGAGCCCAACCCCGAAACGGGUUCCUUUGGCACCCGCGACCGCACGUGCAACGUGAGCUCCCAUGGCAUUGACGGCUGCGACCUGCUCUGCUGCGGCCGUGGCCACAAUACGCGCACGGAAAGGCGCAAGGAGAAGUGCCACUGCGUCUUCCACUGGUGCUGCUACGUCAGCUGCCAGGAGUGCGCACGCGUCUACGACGUGCACACCUGCAAGUAG
Messenger RNA from Orycteropus afer afer, 1152 nucleotides. It is a transcript of the gene WNT3A, whose product is annotated as Wnt family member 3A. NCBI's taxonomy places the organism in Eukaryota, Metazoa, Chordata, Mammalia, Tubulidentata, Orycteropodidae. Gene Ontology annotation, molecular function: frizzled binding; cytokine activity. The coding region runs from base 1 to 1152 and encodes 383 amino acids. The transcript is spliced from 4 exons. Gene Ontology annotation, biological process: neuron differentiation; canonical Wnt signaling pathway; multicellular organism development. Gene Ontology annotation, cellular component: extracellular region. The record is from RefSeq and is a predicted model, not a curated record.